Messenger RNA from Sander lucioperca (pikeperch), 3268 nucleotides. RefSeq names its product WD repeat-containing protein 49. Gene Ontology annotation, molecular function: protein binding. Bases 367 to 3198 code for a protein of 943 amino acids. The record is from RefSeq and is a predicted model, not a curated record. NCBI's taxonomy places the organism in Eukaryota, Metazoa, Chordata, Actinopteri, Perciformes, Percidae. The transcript is spliced from 17 exons.
CCCUCUCGGAGGGGUCAAACACUUGUGAAGGAUGGCUUAUUAAUCUGUGGACCUGGACAUUCCUUCCCUGUCUGGAGACAAAAAGCUUUGUUUGAGCAAAUCAGGUUUGCCUGAAAAAGACAGAGGGAGGGAUGGAAACAAAGGUCCUGGGUGUUUAGGCUCAGAGCAUGGUGAGGAUCUCAGAUUGGCCUCAGCGCUUGUGGGUGCUGCAUCUUUGUCUGCCACAUGUGGAUCUUAAAGAACCUGAAACACUGACCAAUGUCGAUUAGAUCUGGAUUUUAAACUAGAACUGGAAAAGAUGGAGCAGUAUCUGGUGUUUGGAAGAAUGUAAAGUGGAGUUCAAACAGUGAGGCUCAGGUUAAUAAUAUGAAUACCUUAAGAAACAACAAAAAUCCAUGGGUGCUUUAUGAGACAGAAGUACCACACAGCAGGAUUUGUGAUUCAGCCUGUGGAGUUAGUGCUGCAGAGAAACUGACCCCCGAGCACCUGCAGCUCCUGAGAAAUGCAUUUAACCGUCCAAAAGAUGGCGCACAGAUACAUGAAAACAUGUCGAAAGGAAGGAGUGGAAGGAACAGAGGAGGAAAUGAAGAGCGUGGAAUGAAGUUGGAAGAGUUUCGGGAAGUUCUUAGGUCUGUGUUUGGUCCAGAUGUUGAGGACACAUGGGUUGAAAGGUUCUUCAGUGAGGUAGAUAUCAGCUGUUCCGGGCAGGUGAAGUGGCAGCAGCUGUGUUCCUACCUGCUUCUGGAGUACACUGAGAGAGAACGCGCCUCCAUUCCCAGAGCUGCUCCUCUGGACUCCCAGCCGCAGAUCAGACACUGCUCUCAUAACAAGCGGGAGCCAACAGUGCGUGUGGUUGCUGUCUCCCACCCUCCUCCGCUCCGCUAUAUUAGUGUCAGUAAGGGAGGUCAGAUCACUGUCUGGAACAGCAGCCUACACAUCCUUAAAACUCUAGGGCUUGCUGGAGACCCAACAGAGCAAGUUGCCAACACGAGGAGAUUUAGAGGUUGGACCACUGAUGCUGUCUACAUGGGCAAUGUCCACAAGGUUGCCAUAGCAACUGACUGCAGGGACUUGCACUUUGUGAAUGUCGCCAUGGGCAGCGUAUUUGAGGAUGUCCACCUGUUUGGGUUCCGUAGCGUCCUGAGUGCACUUUGUUACUGGCAUGAUGUUCAGUGUCCAGAGCGACCUUCUCUGCUGCUACUGGGGGAUGAAAAAGGAGGAGUCCACCUCAUGUGGUUCCUGAAUCCAUCUAAAGGACUUUUCAAGAAUCCAUCCAAGGCAGAGAAUGGCCCACAGAGGAUCUUUUUCCCAGACCUUGGUGAACACAGCAACAUGGUGUCCUACCGUCACAUCCCUAACAUCCACCAGGAACCAAUCAACAGAGUGAUGUUUGAGCCCAGCGCCAAUGUCAUCAUGACAUCAUCAGAAAGUGACACGACCUCUGUGGUUUUUAUUAAUGUGACACUAAAGCAGGAGCCUUAUGUGUGGUCAUUUAAGCAGGGGGCUAAAUGUUUUGACUACAAUGCCUCUCUGCAGUUGAUGGUCACAGGAGGUUGUGACCGAGCAGUCAGACUGUGGACUCGAUUUGUGACCACACGUCCCAUAGCUACGCUGCUGGGUCACUGCACCACUGUGUUGGAUGUUGCAAUCUACCAACCUGUUGGACAGAUCUUCAGCUACUCCAGAGAUGCUGAGCUGAGGGUUUGGGACAUUUCCAGCCAUCACUGUCUGAAAACCAUCUGCCUGCAGUUCCCAUGCCAGCAGCCAGGUCGAAUCCCAGAACACGGCAACUUCCCCUUCCUGUUGCUGAGCCCUCCUCUUCCUGAGCACACACAGUCUCAUUUAGUGGUGGGAUGCAAAGAUUACCUGGCACUGCUCAACCUGGCUGAAACAAGAAGAGGAGGAGGCGGAUGGUUGACAGAUGAAGGAAAGGAAACUGGACCAAACAUUCAAAGUGGUCCUGCCCUCUCUUGUGCUCAGUAUAACUCCGCUCUGAGACAGUUGGCGACGGGACAUGGCAACUCAUCUGUGUCUCUGUGGGACGUGGAGUCAGGGAGGAGGCGGCUUCAGAUCUUAAACGCUCAUGGAGAAGAUGAGCUCACCUGCAUGACACUAGACUCCUCCCACAGAAGACUGAUCACUGGGGCUCGGAAUGGCACUAUUAAGGUGUGGAACUUACUAAACGGCCUUAACUUGCACAAACUGGAGCCCGUCACCAACUCUGAGGUCACCGGGUUGACCUGUCUCCAUGACAACCAGCUGCUGGCUGUGGGGUGGAGCCAGCGGGUCGCUCAGUACGACAUCGCAGCUGCCAAGGAUUUGUAUGUAAGAGCAGACCUGUCGUGGAAGUCCAGCGGCGUUCACAAGUCAGACAUCUUGGCUGUGUGUCAGUGCUCUGCUCUGGGGGUCGUUGCCACGGCAAGCCAUGAUGGAGAGGUUGUUAUCUGGAGGCUGGAGAUGCAAGGACCAGUGCUUCACCUACAGAGACCGACACAGAGAGGAGUGGUGCCCCCUGUGGACAGCCUCUUGUUCCUGCAACAUCGGGCUGUCAACAGAAAGUUGAGAAACAGAGGUGUCCUGGUCUCAUCUCAGGCUGGCUUUCUCUGUUUUUGGAGCAUCACUGGACAGACGCACACGUAUGGCCAGUUCUAUGCUCCGGAGCAGCCAGGUGAGCGUGUGCUGAGCCUGAGCUCAGAUCAGCCUAAAAACACCAUCCUGGUCUCUGGAGACACAACGGGCUGGCUUCAGAUCUGGGACAUCUGUCACUAUGCACUGGACGUCCAGCAUGAGCCAGAUUGUGAGCGGCCUCCUCUGCUGCAGUGUUGGAAGGCUCAUGAGAGAGCAUUAGUAAGUGUGGAAGUCCUGGAGGUUGCAGACAGAUUGUUUGUCCUCACAGCCUCAGCUGACGGCUCUGCUGGACUGUGGACAAAGGACGGAGAUCAUGUGGGUUCUUUCGGGCAGGAAGUGAUGUGGAAUAUCACUGAGCCAGCUACUUACCAGAGGAAGAUGCAAAAGAAACUGACAGAAGACACGGGGGAGAUAAUUGUAAGUGACGAAACGGGGAUCAGCGAGGCCAAAAGUCAAGUACCUAGCCCCACCAACAGGGGUCAAACUUCAGAGGAAGAAUGCUGUUCUGAAGGCAAUCAUUUAUUGCCAACAGGUGUUUUGAGCUUCAUCUGCCAGCCCAGCAGAGAAUGACCAUGAGCAACCUCAGCAACCCAUGGUAACCUGCAAACACACACAAUCAGCAGCUGAUGAGAACACUUGU